Thelazia callipaeda (thelaziosis nematode) is the source of this 162-nucleotide messenger RNA. NCBI's taxonomy places the organism in Eukaryota, Metazoa, Nematoda, Chromadorea, Rhabditida, Thelaziidae. The record is from the annotation of a GenBank genome assembly.
AUGGUCAGUCUUGCUAUAUUUCUCGUAACUACCUUCGCCUGCCGUGAGUGGUUACUUUCCGCACCUGCUGCCCUCUGGUGUGAUAUUCGUUUCUCAGGCUCUCUCUUCGGAAGCGAGCCUUCAUUGUCUAUUGCCCCUUACAAUUAUAUCAGGACAAACCAU